Amoebophrya sp. A120 is the source of this 414-nucleotide messenger RNA. The record is from the annotation of a GenBank genome assembly. Lineage: Eukaryota; Dinophyceae; Syndiniales; Amoebophryaceae.
AGGAAGGUUCUUCCUUUUGCGGAAGUUGAGCGGUUGAGUGUUGUUUGUUGUUGUUGCAGUUCUUGCUCAAGUAGAGAAAAAACGCCAAUCACGAUGGAGCUGCUGUUAUUCCGUACCAUGCCAAGUACUAGUAUCAACAUCGUCGUGGUCCCUGCCCUCCAUUCUAGUACUCGAGGAGAGUUUAUUAUUUCUCAUCUAACCCUGGUCUUCACAAAAGUAGGUUCUGAAAGGGAUGUGACCGCGAAGUGUUCCGGUCUUGAUCUUUUCAGAAGCCGCGAAUUUUGCUUCUCGCUCGAAGAAGUAGCGACAGUGUUAUUGAUUUCACAGACGACAUUCCUGUUUUGGGCUUGUAGUGAGGGAAAGAAUCAUUGUGUAGGAAAGAAGAAGAUUCUACAUAGAGUAAGUACAGCACGG